AUGGUAAUUACCGCUCCUUUUUCCGAAAUAGCCCCAGGCACUGGCCUCAGUGGCGAUGAGAAGCCUAUAAUCGACAUCGUCGCAGUCCAUGGCCUCAAUCCCUUCGGAGGGGCUGCCCAUUCCAUUCGCACGUGGACCAAAAAUGGUCGACUCUGGCUCCGAGACGACCUCCCUAAUGAUAUGCCAAACGCGAGAGUACUCCUAUACAAAUACGACUCUGUCCCUGUUCUGGCCAGCACAAAGCAACGCCUGACUCACGAAGCUACGGAACUUCUGAACUGUAUUGAGGUAGAGCGAGAUCAGGCUCUUGUGAAUGCCCACAAUAAUCCACAAUACAACCCCAUCAAAGAUUACACGCGCGGGCUUGCCUUUUUCGCUACUCCUCAUGGAGGAGGGAACGAGACACUUGUGUCAUACGGAGCGAAGUGCGCCAGAGUCAUCAACUUCAUCACAAAUUCGCACUAG
Molecule: messenger RNA, 465 nt
Organism: Colletotrichum costaricense
Lineage: Eukaryota; Fungi; Ascomycota; Sordariomycetes; Glomerellales; Glomerellaceae
Exons: 5
Coding region: 1-465 (154 amino acids)
Source: RefSeq, a predicted model, not a curated record